Molecule: messenger RNA, 976 nt
Organism: Rhincodon typus (whale shark)
Lineage: Eukaryota; Metazoa; Chordata; Chondrichthyes; Orectolobiformes; Rhincodontidae
Gene: pfdn2
Product: prefoldin subunit 2
Exons: 2
Biological process (GO): protein folding
Cellular component (GO): prefoldin complex; cytoplasm
Molecular function (GO): protein folding chaperone
Source: RefSeq, a predicted model, not a curated record
UCCUUCCUUCCUCCCUGUCCCUGCUGCAGGCUGGUGAUUGAUACACUGGCAGAGGUUGAUCCAGACCGCAGGUGUUUCAGGAUGGUUGGAGGCGUGCUGGUGGAGAGGACUGUGAGAGAGGUGCUGCCAGCUCUAGAGAGUAACAAGCAACAGCUGGUGAAGCUGAUCGAGAACUUGAAUGCCCAGAUGCAGAGUAAAGGCCGUGAGCUGAAUGAGUACCGGGAGAAGUACAACAUUCGGCUGAUGAACGAAGACGAGAAAGCUGCCCGCGAUGGAGAGUCCAGGGCACGCUCAGGGGGCACUGGAGUGCUGGUCUCCUAGGCUGUGACCGCAGAGCAGCUGGGGCGCACCCCCUCUGUUCCCUGCACGUGGCUUUUUUUUUGUUAAUUUCAGCCCCCCCUCCCAUGACGUGUGUUGGGAGUGGAGCCAAGGCCUGCGAAUGCCCUCGUGAAAGUCCGGUGGCACUUCGACCUUGGGCGGCAACAGCGCGUCGGUGUUACUGCAUAGGGCUUCAAAGGCUUCUGGUUGUCACUGUAGUUGAAUUUCUAAACGUCACAUUGACAAUUGUACUUUGACUGGAAGUUUGACAUUUCAGCUUCUCUUUUUCCAUUUUCCACCCCCCCCUCCCCAAAUUGUCACCCAACCCAUCCUCUCGGGUACUCUAUUCCUGAGUUUCAAUCCACCAUCCCUCCUUUGCCUUCCAUUCCUCUCCCACUCCCUUCCUCAGGCUUGUCGUGUCUUUGUUUUAGAAUCGCGCUUGGCUGCGGAGCCAUUCAGCCCGUUGUGUCCCGUGCUGGCAGUGCAAGAGGACUGUCCUAUUUCAUCCCACUCUCCCCUCUUUUUACCCCACCUUUCUGUAACGUUUACCUGAACUUCAGUCAGGAUUGAACCAGCCUCUUAGCGAGGUUUAGCAUGACUUCCUGGGUUUUCUUCUUUGCGUUCUCUGUAACUCUGUUAAUAAAACUAUUUGUUUGAA